This is a messenger RNA of Prorocentrum cordatum, 474 nucleotides long. Lineage: Eukaryota; Dinophyceae; Prorocentrales; Prorocentraceae. The record is from the annotation of a GenBank genome assembly.
AUGUCCACUCAUACCGCGACCAGCACCACCACCUUGACCAGCACCAGUACUGUGUCUAGCACCAGCACCAUUACCUUGACCAGCACCACUACCUUGACCGCGACCAGCACGUUGACCAGCACUAGUACUGUGUCUACUGGCACCACUACGCUGGCCACCGUCAUCAUGACCAGCACCAUGACCAGCACCUCCACCUUGACCACUGCUACUAUGACCAGCACCACUACCCUGACGAGCUUAACUGCAACCAGCACCACUACCCUGACCACUGCCACCAUGACUAGCACCACUACUCUGACAAGCCCCACUGCAACCAGCACCACUGCAACGCCGACGCCAGCGCCGACGCCAGCACCAACGCCAGCCGCCGACGCCAGCACCGGCCCCAGCCCCCACAGUCUCCAGCACCAGCACCAUGUCCACUCAUACCGCGACCAGCACCACCACCUUGACCAGCACCAGUACUGUGUCUAG